Molecule: messenger RNA, 2122 nt
Organism: Sebastes umbrosus (honeycomb rockfish)
Lineage: Eukaryota; Metazoa; Chordata; Actinopteri; Perciformes; Sebastidae
Gene: f9b
Product: coagulation factor IXb
Exons: 8
Coding region: 219-1886 (555 amino acids)
Biological process (GO): proteolysis
Cellular component (GO): extracellular region
Molecular function (GO): serine-type endopeptidase activity; calcium ion binding
Source: RefSeq, a predicted model, not a curated record
CACUUUCUCUCUUUCUUCUACACACGCAUUUUUCCCCUAUCCUUACUUUCUCUCUUUCACCCUAACACACACACACAUUGUGAACAAACACAUACACACACACUACCAGGUGAGUAAACAGUGUGUUGCUGUACUUUGGAGCGGUGGAUUUGGCUCUCCGGCGCUGUGAGUUCAGGCUUUUCGGCUCUACAGUCAAAAAGCAGACGGAAAACGACAAGAUGGCCGGAUUUUGUUCGCUGGUUUUUAUUGCUGGUUUGCUGCUGGAAGUGUACGGACUGGCCGCUGAGGAAAACACAGGAGCUGUGUUUGUGUCUCAGCAGGCGGCGGAUACCGUGCUGCGUCGCCUGCGCAGGUACAACAGCGGUCAUCUUGAAGAAGUACUUCAGAAAGCCAACCUGGAGCGGGAGUGUAAAGAGGAAACCUGCACGAUGGAGGAGGCAAGGGAGGUGUUUGAGGAUGAUGACAAAACUAUGGUGUUCUGGGCCGGCUACAUUGAUGGUGACCAGUGUCAGCCACCCCCCUGCCAAAAUGGAGGUGACUGUGCAGAUGGAAUCAGCUCAUAUGUCUGCUGGUGCAAACCAGAUUUCAGCGGCAAGAACUGUGAGAUCGAGGUGGCCAAACAAUGUUCGGUCGACAAUGGUGGAUGUUCCCAUUUCUGUGUGAUGAAGGCGGAGAUACCGGUGUGUCAGUGUGCAGCUGGUUACAAACUGGGACCAGACAAGAGGAGCUGUGAAGCAACAGAACAAUUCAGCUGUGGUCGUGUGAACGGGUCCUCCACCUCCUCCACCAGGUCCAUCAUAACCCCGCGGUCAUCGAACACGACGCACGGCUCUGGGAGAAAAAACAAUUCCAGCGACACCCUGGAGGAUCGCCUUGACUUAGAGUUCAACGAUGAAUAUGAAUAUGCAUACUACGACCUCCACGCGAAUGAUUCAGACCUGUCCAACGUCUCUGUGGCCUCUGCUGCAGUGAAAAAACGAUCAGUGAGGUCGGACUCAAGCUCCUCUGAUGAUCCAGCGGAGGUCGUCGUGAACGGUAGGGAGGCGAGUGGUGUCACAGAGAAAGAUCAGCUGCCCUCCUGGGCUUUCCCCACACUCCCCACCAUCACAGAAGAGGAAAACACUAACCAGAGGAUUGUGGGAGGCAAUGAUGCCAUUCCUGGAGAGAUACCCUGGCAGGUGAGCCUGAUGUCUCACUCAGCCUCCCUUGGAAGAGCGGAGCCUUUCUGCGGAGGAUCUCUGCUCAGUGAAUUAUGGGUCAUCACCGCUGCCCAUUGCCUGACACAAGCUCGUAUCGCUAAACAGGGUUUCUUCGUGAGAGUGGGUGAACACGAUGUGAACCAGAGUGAGGGUCCAGAGCGAGACUGUGUGGUGGCAGAGCAGCAUCUCCACCACAUGUACAAUGAGAAGAAUUCACCGUACAACCAUGAUAUUGCACUACUGAAGCUCGCCAGUCCAGUGGAGCUGUCCAACCAGCGGCGUCCCAUCUGCCUGGGCCCCAAAGACUUUACAGAGAACCUACUGAGGGACUCAAGCAGCUCUCUGGUGAGCGGCUGGGGACAGAUCAAGUUCAGAGGCGUGCAGGCCGCCAAGCUUCAGAAGCUGGAGGUCCCCCACGUGGAUCGCACCCUGUGUAAACAGAGCAGCAGAGACCACGUCACCCGUUAUAUGUUCUGUGCUGGCUUCCGAAAUGAAAAGAAGGAUUCGUGUCAGGGGGACAGCGGGGGGCCGCAUGCCUCCAAUUAUAAAGGCACUUGGUUCCUGACGGGUAUCGUCAGCUGGGGGGAGGAGUGUGCCAUGGACGGCAAGUAUGGCAUCUACACUCGAGUCUCGCGGUACUACCCGUGGAUCAGUCAGAAGACAGGGCUCCGAAUUAACAACAAAUGACAAAUGGGAGUAAAGGAAUAACACAGCUGGCAGGAAGUGAAAGUUUUUCUUCUCCUGAAUCAUGUUAAUUUGGAUUGUUCAAUAAAAAGUAAUUAGAAUAUCGGGAGUAUUUGAAUGUUUCUGAUGAAAUAUCGCAAAAUAAUACCUCGUAGCUCUUCAUCCAAUGUUUGAAUUAGAGUUGUAUGAAAAAGGGAAAAUAUUAAAUGCAAUCUUGAGAUGCUAAAGCAAAUGUAAAA